AAGGCAGUCCGGGUAACGAGGGUGCACGCGCGGCGUGGAUGUUUACUCGGCGUCGGCGGCGCGGACGUCAGAGCAGAGCGAGGAAUCCCAGCAUGCACUGCGAGGCCGUUGAAAGCUCCAGCAGCUGCUAGCGACAGAGAAAUAUGCUGUGCGGACGCCUGGCGAGUCACCGCGGCGGCGUUUGAGUCACGAUUGUCUGUCGGUUUCCAUUUUGGAGGAUUCCUCCCUCCAUCCUCCGGGCAAUGACAACGGUCUCGGCAACCCCGCAGCAGAUGAGGGACCGGCUGCUGCAGGCCAUCGACAGUCAGAGCAAUAUAUGCAAUAUGGUGGUUGUACUUGAGGUGAUUACCUGUCUGGAGAAGUAUCCUAUCACCAAAGAAGCACUUGAGGAAACCCGACUCGGAAAGCUGAUCAACGAUGUAAGGAAGAAGACCAAGGAUGAAGACCUCGCCAAGCGGGCCAAGAAGCUCUUGCGAAACUGGCAAAAGCUGAUCGAACCUGGGCCCGCGGUUGCGUUGACGGCUCCCGGUUCCACCAACGGCAGCUCUCACCCCUGCAGGACGGAAGCCUCCCCGCCCGAAAUCUCUUUGUCGGUGAAGGGCGUCCCCGAAGUCAAAGUCAGAAAUGACGUUCACAACACGUACUCUCCAAAGGCUGAGAAAUCAAGCAGUCGCAAGCGCCGGGCCGAGCACAGAGACAGUGGUGUGCAUUUACCGGAAAAAAUCUCCAAGUUUUCAUCUUACGAUAAUGCCGUUUCACCGCCGCCCACUAAUGGGAUCGCGGGAAGCCCCGACACCCUGCCCGAACAGGACGUCGUCCCGUCUCCCGAUCGAUCUCGAAUAGAGCACCUUGACAAUGAUAAAAUCAACAGAAUUCCAGUAAACGCCGUCAAGCCUCGUCCCAGCUCCCCCGGAGUGGCCAAACUCCCUAGCACUUCAUCUUUAAUCAAGGUUGCUGUUAUGCAACAGCAAGCGAGAAUGGAUGAUGGUGGUGGCGGAGGGGGACAUUAUCAAGCCAGAAGUCCCCGUGGCCUUUCCACCAGUCCAAGGAGCACAAAACACGACUCCUCGGCUAAGCGCUCUGCGACACAUGCACAAAUGCUAACGUCUGUCCCCAGCCCUUCGCUCAGAGAUUCGCCCUUGCCUUUGCCCCAGCCUGCGACCCCCCCGGCUCAAAGUGCUCAUUCUUCCCAUAGGUCCACAAUGCACUGGGCCACCUCCUCGGACAUCCCCUCUCCUUGCCCCCCACAAGACUUAUCCAUGACACUGGAUUCUCCCUCUGUUUCCCCCGCGCCCCCUCCUCGGCCGCAACAUAACUCUGAACUCCACCGGCCCACGUCAGAAGCAACCACGACUGUCUGGGACGACACGGACGCCCCGCCGAUUUCCGCCUCGGAGUACAAGAGAAGGAAGUACCGCUCGAGAGACUACUCCGUCAACUUAGACGGCCAGAGACUAGAGGACACCACUAAGCCAGUACGAUUAAAAGAACGCAGGCUAACGUUCGACCCUGCCACGGGUCAGAUCAAGCCCCUAAUCCAUAAAGAACCUUCUCAGUCUGAGGAGCCCCCUACUCCUGAGCCCAUCGAGCCCCAGCAGAGAACUGAAGUCAAUGCGCUGCAGGCCACGGCGCCGGGACCCAACCCUAAUCCUUUUCACCAGACGAACUGGAAGGAGCUGUCCAGAAAUGAAAUCAUUCAGUCCUACUUGAACCUUCAGAGCAAUGUGCUCACCUCGUCCGGGGUCCAAGCCCCGAGCACACACUUUUUCAUGUCCCAGUAUCUGAAAAGGGAAGAGCAGGAAGUGAAAGAGUCGAGGCAAAUGCACGUUUUGCGGACGGACAGUACGGCAGCUGAUUUACCCGGCGUGAGUCGGGAAGUCAAUGAUGAGGACUUGGACAGAAUACACAACCUGCGUUGGCCCGGGGUCAAUGGGUGUUUGGACACCAAGGACACAUGGUAUGAUUGGACAGAGUGCAUAUCGUUGGACCCUCAUGGGGAUGAAAGCAAGCUGAAUAUCCUGCCGUACGUUUGCCUCGACUGAGGGCUGUUUUUCCACUCCCGUUUUUUUUUUUUUUUUUAUGGAGGGGGUGUUAGUGGUUUCCCCACACAGACCCCUUUGGCAUUUUGUUUGGCAAAAGCCAGGCCUGCUAAACUCCGUCAUCCCUCCCGUGCCUCCUUCCUCUUUCUGUGAGAUUUGGGUACAAAAAUGAGAAAUUAAAAAAGAAUAUUUAAGUUUGUGAUAACAAGGGCUGCUUUUGUUUUCUUUUUUUUUCAAGCUGAAAGUCACAGGAAGGAUGGAGGCCCCAAGUUGCAGAGUGCUGCUACUAGCUCAGAAGAAAAAAAGGGGCAAAAUGAGUCCUGAACGAUGGAAACGUCACCAAUUUCUGAGGCUCAGAGGGUUAAAGGGGAGCUCAAACUUUUUUUUUCCCCCAAAUAUCACAAUACAUUGAAUGUGGCACCAACAAGUUCAAACGCAGCAUUCUGAUUUCAAUAUUACAUUCAUGGAAUAAGACCUAAAUUGAUGAAUACAUUUUCAUCCAUUUCAUGUUCCUGUUUUGUGAUAUUGCCCUUCUAUUGUUGUUACACAGCUGUAUUACCCAACAUGGCAGCGCUGAGAUUGAUGAAAAUGGAUGAAGCUGUUAAAUAGUUUUCUAUAAUCACAAUAUUGAUCAGAAUGCUGUGUUCAGAGAGUUGGUGCACAUGUCUGAUUGCAAAAAACUGAAUGCAUAAUUGAUGUUCCUCUUUAAUACUGCUCUCAUUUCUUCCCUUUUUGAUUUCUGCAAUCUAUGGUUCAAUAUGAGGGUGGGCUGGUGUUUAGCUGUUCUGUUCAGGCCGCCAUAUUGGUGUUCAUCUCCCAAGUGUAUGAACGCGUCUUUAGUCUGAAAUACUGGCAGUUACCAGAAGCUUUAUGUGAAUUUAAAAAAAGUAAAUUAUACAUUUUUCAUGUACACCUAUUUAUUUUGGCUAGUACAUUUUGCUGGACUUCCAUGAACACACUGCUUUUCUUCCGAACCUGUUCUUGUAUUGCAUCAGUGUUGUCAAUCUCAAGUUUCAAUUUUUAAAAAAUUCUUUUGUCCCCUUCAGUCUCCUGAAUUUGCUCGCGGUUAAUUUGGGUUUAACAUUCCGUAGUCCCUUACUCCCUUUGCCUUAUUGCGCGGUCUUCAAUUCUAAAAAAUGUAACUAAGAUUUGAAGUUCACUUUUGCGUCUAAAUGUUUCCGAAACUUUAAAGCAUGUAUGGCAGUGUAAUUGGCAGAUGUAUCAAUAUUACACAAACAUGUAUGCUGCACUUUGCAAAAUUACACAACAUUUAGGCAAAAUUGUGCCUUGAGAUACAAGUGAUACAAAUUUUACGAGUUUUUCCAAAAAUGUGGUUCUGCAAUUUUUUGUUUUAAGAGGGCAAACUUCUAAUAGGACUGUGUAAUAGUGUACUUGCCAUGUUAAAUGUCAGUGUAUCAGAAUGAGAGCAAUUCUUCUAAAUAUAUGGCCUUGACUCCCAAAUGAAGUUUACUGUCGAAACGGUAGGACAAUUUAUGUCCACUAUCUUGAUGCUAAUGCUAACAUUAACGCUCAAGUUUACCCUCUGAACAUAAAGUUGUUCCUUUGGCUUCUGAGAAGCUUAAACGCCGUAGAAAUGUUCACAAAUGGUAUCUAUAUAUGGCAGUUGAUAUUUGAAUACAAACACGCAUAGGCUGAUAAAGUACAAGUAGACUAACCGCUGCAAAGAAUAGUGCUAAGGAUUUAUGACGUGAUGAACCACAAUUAUUAAAUGCAUAGUGCAAAACAGAUUAAUGUCCUUCCAUUCUUUUCACUGACAGUGAUUUAAGGUACUUGCAUUUUUAGCUAAGCGCAUGGUCACAGAAUGAAUAAAACUCGUAUCUCAAGGCACCAUUGUAAGAAACUCAUUCCAGUUUUUUUUCCCCUCCUUCCUCCCCAGAGACACUUAGCUGUAGAAACAGUUAUUGGUUGUGGAUUUGGAAAUUGUCGUUUAAAAUCAGUUUCGUAUGUUGCUGGUGUCAAUUGUCAAGCCAAACAAAAGAGCCCAGUGUCACUUCUUUCAUUCAUACUUGAGUUUGCGUUCCCUUUACACUCAUCCUUCAUUAUCCCACGAUGUCAGCUUGGCUCGUGCACUCUCGCAUUCUUCCCUACCAAUGUGCCUUUAGUAAAUUGUAAAUCUGGAUUUGCUUCCGCAUGCGAGGCCUCAUCCUUGCAGCCGGGUUGUUCGUCUAGAGCUCCAAAUCCCGUGAUCAGUAUGAAGCUGGUUUACGCAUCAUUUCUGGUCUUUCUUUUUUGUUGUUGUUAGUUGUUGUUUUGGAAUUUUUGUGAGGGUGCAAGUGCAGACAGCAGAAGUGCACAACACAGCUGGCAAUAAAGUGCUACAACUGGUUGAUAAGAAUGUUUUCUGGUGUUUUGACUCGGACGUGUUUCUUCAGUGUUUAACAGCUCUCAAUUGUUUUGACAAAUAAAAUGAUCUAAUUCUU
Molecule: messenger RNA, 4480 nt
Organism: Corythoichthys intestinalis (scribbled pipefish)
Lineage: Eukaryota; Metazoa; Chordata; Actinopteri; Syngnathiformes; Syngnathidae
Gene: crsp7
Product: cofactor required for Sp1 transcriptional activation, subunit 7
Exons: 4
Coding region: 243-2042 (599 amino acids)
Biological process (GO): regulation of transcription by RNA polymerase II; positive regulation of gene expression
Cellular component (GO): core mediator complex; mediator complex; nucleus
Molecular function (GO): transcription coregulator activity
Source: RefSeq, a predicted model, not a curated record